AUGUUCGGAAAUUCAAUUCGCUUGACUGCAAUAAUAUUUCUAUCGAUUUUCAUUUAUAAUAUACAUUGUUCGACAGAUUUGGCUAGAAGUAGAGUUAGGAGGAGAGUAGUUUUUACAAAGAGUAGUAAAUUUUUUUUUCGUUUCAAUGGAAAAUUAAAUACUCUUCCUUACAAUCAAGUUGUUGCUUGUGGUUAUACAGUAAGGAUGAACUUUGAUCUACCCCACGAUGUGAAAAGCAGAUUCACUUUGUUCAAAAGAGAUAUCCAUGAUGACAUUAGCAAUAUUCCUAAUGAUUAUAAUUUAGAAAAUUUUAGGACAGCUGUUCAAGGAUUGGCCUGCGUAAUGAAACAAAUUUGCAAGACUUUUUCUAAUUUAAAAUUUAGCGAAACUUGUGGAUUGUUUUGCGAUAUUGGGAAAAUUAUUAUGAGGGAUGAAGGUAACGACGCACUUUUUAUCAAAAAUUUUUUCAGCAAGUGCGAGCAUUACGAAGAAGUAUGUCAAAAUGAAGUACCACUAUCUACAACUGUGAGCUAUGAUUAA
Diorhabda carinulata is the source of this 540-nucleotide messenger RNA. RefSeq lists its product as uncharacterized. Bases 1 to 540 code for a protein of 179 amino acids. The transcript has 4 exons. NCBI's taxonomy places the organism in Eukaryota, Metazoa, Arthropoda, Insecta, Coleoptera, Chrysomelidae. The record is from RefSeq and is a predicted model, not a curated record.